Messenger RNA from Cotesia congregata, 3288 nucleotides. The record is from the annotation of a GenBank genome assembly. Lineage: Eukaryota; Metazoa; Arthropoda; Insecta; Hymenoptera; Braconidae.
AAAAAUCCUUCCAAGGGCCCUUUGAAGCUGGCGAUUUUUUAUAAGACUCAUACAAUACCCCCACACAAUAUAAAAAAUCACCAAAGCAUUAGCUGCCCCGGAACUACCCCACCAGCCACCCCAAAAAAAAAUCCUUCCAAGGGCCCUUUGAAGCUGGCGAUUUUUUAUAAGACUCAUACAAUACCCCCACACAAUAUAAAAAAUCACCAAAGCAUUAGCUGCCCCGGAACUACCCCACCAGCCACCCCAAAAAAAAAUCCUUCCAAGGGCCCUUUGAAGCUGGCGAUUUUUUAUAAGACUCAUACAAUACCCCCACACAAUAUAAAAAAUCACCAAAGCAUUAGCUGCCCCGGAACUACCCCACCAGCCACCCCAAAAAAAAAUCCUUCCAAGGGCCCUUUGAAGCUGGCGAUUUUUUAUAAGACUCAUACAAUACCCCCACACAAUAUAAAAAAUCACCAAAGCAUUAGCUGCCCCGGAACUACCCCACCAGCCACCCCAAAAAAAAAUCCUUCCAAGGGCCCUUUGAAGCUGGCGAUUUUUUAUAAGACUCAUACAAUACCCCCACACAAUAUAAAAAAUCACCAAAGCAUUAGCUGCCCCGGAACUACCCCACCAGCCACCCCAAAAAAAAAUCCUUCCAAGGGCCCUUUGAAGCUGGCGAUUUUUUAUAAGACUCAUACAAUACCCCCACACAAUAUAAAAAAUCACCAAAGCAUUAGCUGCCCCGGAACUACCCCACCAGCCACCCCAAAAAAAAAUCCUUCCAAGGGCCCUUUGAAGCUGGCGAUUUUUUAUAAGACUCAUACAAUACCCCCACACAAUAUAAAAAAUCACCAAAGCAUUAGCUGCCCCGGAACUACCCCACCAGCCACCCCAAAAAAAAAUCCUUCCAAGGGCCCUUUGAAGCUGGCGAUUUUUUAUAAGACUCAUACAAUACCCCCACACAAUAUAAAAAAUCACCAAAGCAUUAGCUGCCCCGGAACUACCCCACCAGCCACCCCAAAAAAAAAUCCUUCCAAGGGCCCUUUGAAGCUGGCGAUUUUUUAUAAGACUCAUACAAUACCCCCACACAAUAUAAAAAAUCACCAAAGCAUUAGCUGCCCCGGAACUACCCCACCAGCCACCCCAAAAAAAAAUCCUUCCAAGGGCCCUUUGAAGCUGGCGAUUUUUUAUAAGACUCAUACAAUACCCCCACACAAUAUAAAAAAUCACCAAAGCAUUAGCUGCCCCGGAACUACCCCACCAGCCACCCCAAAAAAAAAUCCUUCCAAGGGCCCUUUGAAGCUGGCGAUUUUUUAUAAGACUCAUACAAUACCCCCACACAAUAUAAAAAAUCACCAAAGCAUUAGCUGCCCCGGAACUACCCCACCAGCCACCCCAAAAAAAAAUCCUUCCAAGGGCCCUUUGAAGCUGGCGAUUUUUUAUAAGACUCAUACAAUACCCCCACACAAUAUAAAAAAUCACCAAAGCAUUAGCUGCCCCGGAACUACCCCACCAGCCACCCCAAAAAAAAAUCCUUCCAAGGGCCCUUUGAAGCUGGCGAUUUUUUAUAAGACUCAUACAAUACCCCCACACAAUAUAAAAAAUCACCAAAGCAUUAGCUGCCCCGGAACUACCCCACCAGCCACCCCAAAAAAAAAUCCUUCCAAGGGCCCUUUGAAGCUGGCGAUUUUUUAUAAGACUCAUACAAUACCCCCACACAAUAUAAAAAAUCACCAAAGCAUUAGCUGCCCCGGAACUACCCCACCAGCCACCCCAAAAAAAAAUCCUUCCAAGGGCCCUUUGAAGCUGGCGAUUUUUUAUAAGACUCAUACAAUACCCCCACACAAUAUAAAAAAUCACCAAAGCAUUAGCUGCCCCGGAACUACCCCACCAGCCACCCCAAAAAAAAAUCCUUCCAAGGGCCCUUUGAAGCUGGCGAUUUUUUAUAAGACUCAUACAAUACCCCCACACAAUAUAAAAAAUCACCAAAGCAUUAGCUGCCCCGGAACUACCCCACCAGCCACCCCAAAAAAAAAUCCUUCCAAGGGCCCUUUGAAGCUGGCGAUUUUUUAUAAGACUCAUACAAUACCCCCACACAAUAUAAAAAAUCACCAAAGCAUUAGCUGCCCCGGAACUACCCCACCAGCCACCCCAAAAAAAAAUCCUUCCAAGGGCCCUUUGAAGCUGGCGAUUUUUUAUAAGACUCAUACAAUACCCCCACACAAUAUAAAAAAUCACCAAAGCAUUAGCUGCCCCGGAACUACCCCACCAGCCACCCCAAAAAAAAAUCCUUCCAAGGGCCCUUUGAAGCUGGCGAUUUUUUAUAAGACUCAUACAAUACCCCCACACAAUAUAAAAAAUCACCAAAGCAUUAGCUGCCCCGGAACUACCCCACCAGCCACCCCAAAAAAAAAUCCUUCCAAGGGCCCUUUGAAGCUGGCGAUUUUUUAUAAGACUCAUACAAUACCCCCACACAAUAUAAAAAAUCACCAAAGCAUUAGCUGCCCCGGAACUACCCCACCAGCCACCCCAAAAAAAAAUCCUUCCAAGGGCCCUUUGAAGCUGGCGAUUUUUUAUAAGACUCAUACAAUACCCCCACACAAUAUAAAAAAUCACCAAAGCAUUAGCUGCCCCGGAACUACCCCACCAGCCACCCCAAAAAAAAAUCCUUCCAAGGGCCCUUUGAAGCUGGCGAUUUUUUAUAAGACUCAUACAAUACCCCCACACAAUAUAAAAAAUCACCAAAGCAUUAGCUGCCCCGGAACUACCCCACCAGCCACCCCAAAAAAAAAUCCUUCCAAGGGCCCUUUGAAGCUGGCGAUUUUUUAUAAGACUCAUACAAUACCCCCACACAAUAUAAAAAAUCACCAAAGCAUUAGCUGCCCCGGAACUACCCCACCAGCCACCCCAAAAAAAAAUCCUUCCAAGGGCCCUUUGAAGCUGGCGAUUUUUUAUAAGACUCAUACAAUACCCCCACACAAUAUAAAAAAUCACCAAAGCAUUAGCUGCCCCGGAACUACCCCACCAGCCACCCCAAAAAAAAAUCCUUCCAAGGGCCCUUUGAAGCUGGCGAUUUUUUAUAAGACUCAUACAAUACCCCCACACAAUAUAAAAAAUCACCAAAGCAUUAGCUGCCCCGGAACUACCCCACCAGCCACCCCAAAAAAAAAUCCUUCCAAGGGCCCUUUGAAGCUGGCGAUUUUUUAUAAGACUCAUACAAUACCCCCACACAAUAUAAAAAAUCACCAAAGCAUUAGCUGCCCCGGAACUACCCCACCAGCCACCCCAAAGUUUUACCCUUAU